CUUUUGUUAUCGCGGGUGUGUGCUUUGUACCCCGCCAGCACGGCGCGGUCCGCUGACUGCGGCGACGCUGUGUUUAAUAUUAUUAUUACACAACAUAAUAAUAUAAUAUAUUUUAAUACUUAUGUCAUAUUUUAUGAGUUAUCCAUCGUCUCGUACUUUCGUACCCGUGGCGUCGUGAUCGUCCGUAACAAACACUCGACAUCAGGAUCCCUCGGCGCUAGGUAUGCCCGUCAAAGUGGACAUAACGCCCAGACCUCCGGCAAACUCGAAGCAACUAGGGGUCACCGGGUCUAUACUGUAUAGCGGAUCGAAAUUUCAAGGUUUCCAGAGGUCCAAAGGCAACAGCUACGAGGUGGAAGUCGUACUGCAGUAUGUCGACGAGCAAAACGGUUAUCUGUGCGGUUAUCUAAAAAUUAAAGGUCUCACUGAAGAGUUUCCCAAUUUGACCACCUAUUUUGAUGGAGAAAUCAUUAACAAAAAAUGUCCUUUUUUGACGAGAAAGUGGGAUGCUGACGAAGAAGUUGAUAAGAAACAUUGGAACAAAUUUGCUGCAUUUUGUCAGUAUGCCAAGACGUUCAAUUCGGAUGCAUUUGAUUAUGAAAAACUAAAAAAUGCUGAUCAUGUUUUUAUGCGAUGGAAGGAACAUUUCCUAGUACCCGAUCACACAAUACGUGAUAUUAGUGGUGCGUCAUUUGCUGGUUUCUAUUACAUAUGUUUUCAGAAAUCAACUUCCUCCAUUGAAGGGUAUUAUUAUCAUCGAAGUUCUGAAUGGUAUCAAACAUUAUGCUUGACCCAUGUCCCAGAACACAGUACUCAGAUCUAUGAAUUCAGGUGAUUUGAAGAAUACCAACAUACAAUAUUACAAUGAAAAUAGUACAAUAGUACAUGAAAUUACCUCAAAGCUUUCAGCGUUGUCUAAAGCUUACUGUGAUUUUUUUAAGCAUUUUUCCUUUUUAUUAGGUAACUGAUUUAUUUUCUACCUAUGUAUUUUAUUUUAAUGAAUGAAUAUGACCUACUAAAUUGUGUUGUCUUUGUAAAUAACAUUUUUUAUUAUAAACAUUGCUAGAAUUUUAUUCUUGACAUCUAGUCAAGUAAUUUAGUCUUGACAUCUAUCUGUAUAUCUUUAACCUUAUUUAAAUAAAACAAAGCAUAUAAUAAAUUGUAACUGUUUUUGAAGUGAACACACUACACCAUGUCAAAACAGAUAGAUGUAUUAUAAUAAUGAUAAAUGUGUCUGUAUUGACAUUUGUAAUUUAAUCCAUGAUAAAACAGUAUUUAUUGUUACAUAUUAUAUAUAUUCAUAUUAUACUAUAUUUUUUGUACACUGAUAUAAUUAAUUGUUUGUAAA
Molecule: messenger RNA, 1348 nt
Organism: Diuraphis noxia (Russian wheat aphid)
Lineage: Eukaryota; Metazoa; Arthropoda; Insecta; Hemiptera; Aphididae
Product: glucose-induced degradation protein 4 homolog
Biological process (GO): negative regulation of gluconeogenesis; proteasome-mediated ubiquitin-dependent protein catabolic process; protein targeting to vacuole
Cellular component (GO): GID complex
Source: RefSeq, a predicted model, not a curated record